AUGCUGGUCAUUCCCUUUAUCUUGGCUGCUGGCAGCCUUCCCACUCUCAUUUCUGGGCUUCCUGUCCCGUCCUUUCCCUCCAGCGAGGUGACCACAGAAGUUUCCACCCAGUCCCUUCAGAAGCGAGGCUACACCGUCCUCGGUGGCACCGGUGAAGUUACAGAUGGAUGGCCGUCCAUGAGCGACUGGUUCCCGACCUUUGAGGAGAUGUUCGAGGCCAACAAGAUCACCCUGAAGAGCUCCUGCGCUCAGUGGAACGUGGAAAACAAUUCUGACGAGGAGAUUGAGCACCUGUGCAGCAGCAUCCAGUCCGUCGCCAGCUCCACCGGCGUGGAUGCUCGGUUCAUCCUGGCCAUCGUCAUGCAGGAGAGCAACGGUUGUGUCCGCGUCCCCACGACGGACAACGGGGUUGUCAACCCUGGUCUCAUGCAGAGCCACGAUGGACCGGGUUCCUGCAACCGCGGCAGCCCUCUGACUCCUUGCCCUGCCUCCCAGAUCACCCAGAUGAUCACCGAUGGCACCGCGGGCACUGCAGCCGGUGACGGCCUCAAGCAAUGUCUCGCUCAGGCCGGAGGAACAGGCGAUGUGGCCGCGUACUACCGCGCCGCGCGCAUCUACAACUCCGGCUCCCUCGCCCCCUCCAAGAACCUCGGCCAGGGCAUCGCGACUCACUGCUACGUGUCGGAUAUUGCCAACCGUCUCACCGGCUGGACUACCGGACCGAGCAGCUGCGAUUCCAACACUAUUGGCGAGCUGACGUCGGCCGUCUCCGGUGCCUUCUCCGGAGGCGCUGGCUCGUCCGCCACCAGCGCCCCCACUACUACUAGCGCUCCGGCCCCCACAAUCCUUCCAACCACCACGACCCCCACCACCACGACCCCCACCACCGCGCCUACCACAUCCUCUAGCAGCUCUUGCACCACAACCCCGACAGUCCCUACCCCUGAACCCACUAUCCCGGUCCCUGUGCCACCUGUGGCCAGCACCCCCACCGACGCUCCAACUGCGUCGUCCAGCCCGUCCGCAGCUGCGCCCAUCUACCCAUACGCCACAUCCUCCUGCCAGGAAUACUACACCGUCCAGACAGGCGACUACUGUCUCAAGGUCGAGGCUGAGACCGGCAUCACCGCCGCGCAGCUCCUCGAAUGGAACACUGGGCUGGACGAGCCGUGCACGAAUCUCUGGCUGGGAUAUCAAUACUGUAUCAAGGCGUAA
Molecule: messenger RNA, 1215 nt
Organism: Aspergillus viridinutans
Lineage: Eukaryota; Fungi; Ascomycota; Eurotiomycetes; Eurotiales; Aspergillaceae
Product: LysM peptidoglycan-binding domain-containing protein
Exons: 3
Coding region: 1-1215 (404 amino acids)
Source: RefSeq, a predicted model, not a curated record